AUGUCUGGAAAUCCCAACACGCAGAAGCUCGGGAAGCGGAGGAGCACUGCGCCACAACCUGAUUGGCUUUUCCCUGCUGCAUCAAAACCAGUCGAGGCUGUCCCUGUUUCUAUCCCCACGCCUCAGACCCAGGACCGGUCAAAAAACAAGAAAGACAAGCGACUUGCCAAAGAACUCCUCAAGCGUCGGGCUGCUGGAGAACCUGCGAAGUCCUCACCACCGGCUCAACUGCUCGAGCUCGUCGGAGCUUUUCUCGCCGAAUAUCAAUUCACAAGCGCAAGUCAAGCACUUCAGGCGGAGCGCGAAAAUCGAGGCGAGAAGGCAAGCAAAGUUGAAGGCAUACCAUCUCUCAGCACGGUUUUCAGCGAGUGGUCCACUUUGAAGGGAAAUAAUAAGAUUGCCGACAAGGGGGUAGCGAAGGAGGCUAUUGCUAAGAAAUCCAAGGCCGAUAAAGAAAAGGCAAAGAAACAAGAGUCAAGCAGUAGCGAAAGCAGCAGCAGCAGUGAUGAGGAUAGCGAUGUUGAGAUGGCAGAUGCUCCGACAACAAAGAAGGUCGCUUCCAAGCGAUCAAGCUCCUCUUCUUCAUCAUCAUCAUCCUCCAGCUCCGACAGCGACGCAGAUGACGAGAAAGAAGCCCCAGCCGUGAAGACUACAUCUCCCAAGGCCAAAGUCAACAGUCUGAAGAGAAAGGCCGAAUCCAGCAGUGACUCGUCUUCAUCUGGAUCAGAUUCGAGCUCCGAAGAUGAAGCCCCAAAGUCAAAGAAAGUUAAGACCGCAGCCACUUCCUCGAGUGAUUCCUCCUCAUCUGACUCGUCCUCCGAUUCUUCUUCCGACUCUUCAUCCGAUUCAAGUACAGAUACAGACAUUAAGACCAAGAAGGUGAAGGCCACCAAGAAGAGUUCAGACAGCGGAUCAUCAUCAUCCUCGAAAUCAGACUCGAGUAGCUCGUCCGAUUCUGAAAGCGACUCCGAUUCCUCUACCAAUUCUCUUGCACAGAAGACUCCUCUUCCAGACUCAGACUCCGACUCGUCUUCAUCUGACUCUGACAGUUCUGAUAGCGACUCUGCUAAGGAUGCGAAGAAGAAAAAGGCUGUUGCAAGCUCCGACACGAGUGCUACACUCUCCGAUGGACCCAAAAAAUCGGCAGCAUCAUCCUCUGACUCCUCGUCUGAUUCCUCAUCCAGCGACUCUGAAGAGGAGGUUCGGACGAUUACCAAAACUGUCACUGCAACCACCAAAGACUCGGAUGGAGAAUCGAAGGUCGUCAAGGUAACCGAGACAAUCACCACAUCUAAGGCUCAUGAACUCGACCCGCCAUUGCCACCUGACCCAGUCUUGAAGAGAAAGAAGACGAACGAGCCAUUCUCCAGAAUUCCAAAGGAUAUCAAGGUUGACGAUCGCUUGUCUAGCAACGCAUAUGUUCCUUACGACUAUGCUCAGAAAGCCCAUGAGGAUCUCAUUGUGACUAGGGGGAAGGGAUUCACCAAGGAGAAGAACAAGAAGAAGCGUGGCAGCUAUAGAGGUGGCUACAUUGAUGUUGAAGGAAAGAAGGGAAUCAAGUUCACGGACUAG
This is a messenger RNA of Cadophora gregata, 1572 nucleotides long. RefSeq lists its product as uncharacterized. The record is from RefSeq and is a predicted model, not a curated record. Bases 1 to 1572 code for a protein of 523 amino acids. Gene Ontology annotation, cellular component: nucleolus; nucleoplasm. Lineage: Eukaryota; Fungi; Ascomycota; Leotiomycetes; Helotiales; Ploettnerulaceae. The transcript has a single exon.